Molecule: messenger RNA, 372 nt
Organism: Protopolystoma xenopodis
Lineage: Eukaryota; Metazoa; Platyhelminthes; Monogenea; Polystomatidea; Polystomatidae
Source: the annotation of a GenBank genome assembly
AUGACAUCUUAUCUUAGGCUCACUUACCUACUGCUUUUUUCAUCUAUUUCUUCACACCAGGGCAGCCUGUCAGUUUGGCAGAAGACCCUAGAUUCCGGCUGGGUGCCCGGCCUUCCAUUGACUGGCCACAUCGGUCCUGUGACCGAUCUUGAUUGGUACCAAUCUGUUUCUCAACCAUCCGGCCACUUUUCACAGCAUGCUCUGCCUUCCAGUGAAACAGCUCUAGACGAGCAUGACCCAAUCGGAAUUACGACUGGCAGUCUUCUAUUGUCAUGCAGUGCUGAUCAAACGGUCCGCAUCCACUCCGAUUGUCAUCAUUUUUUCUCGCUUCAUCAGCUCUCAUGUAGGUUCCAGUGCCGAAUAGUAAAUUGA